Messenger RNA from Prunus armeniaca (apricot), 486 nucleotides. NCBI's taxonomy places the organism in Eukaryota, Viridiplantae, Streptophyta, Magnoliopsida, Rosales, Rosaceae. The record is from the annotation of a GenBank genome assembly.
AUGCAUUACACUGAUAAUGAGGAUGUUCAUGCAAUGCAUGAUGCAGUCUAUAUGAAGUACAUCAUGUUCAAAAAAUUCCAAGGUGCAAUGCAGAUAGUAGCCAUGGCAGAGACUGUGAUAUACAUUAACAUGGAUGACUCAUCAGAAAAUUAUUGGAUUCGCUUGCUAGUCCGAGAAUGGGCUCAGUUCUGCAUCUUUGUUUACAUAGGGUGGACUUUUAGGUCAAGGGACUUGGCACCACGAUUCUCUGUUAUGCCAACUUUAAAAUCUAAAGGAGAACUAGUGGUGCCUCCAAUUUAUAGCAUUGAAAUGGAUGCAGAAACUUUCAGAGAUUUCACGAAGCAUGAAUGGCACAUUGGAGUGCCAACUACACCUUCCUGUGAUGAAAGCUCCAAGGAUUCUGUCUUGGUAAUAAUUCAGCAUCCACAUGCAUAUAGGCCAACCGCAGCCGGAAAAUCUUGCCAAAGCCGAGGGCAGCCAGUGUAG